Molecule: messenger RNA, 331 nt
Organism: Drosophila sulfurigaster albostrigata
Lineage: Eukaryota; Metazoa; Arthropoda; Insecta; Diptera; Drosophilidae
Exons: 2
Coding region: 1-246 (81 amino acids)
Source: RefSeq, a predicted model, not a curated record
AUGUGUUGCCCAUUCUACUUCAGCAAGGGUCAGCGUAAAUCGAUUAAACUGAACUAUCUGGGUCACAGUUAUGUGAAGUUCAUGGAGAAUAGUCGCGGCACCAAAUGGAUUUGUGCCACUCGCUCCACGACCAAGUGUCGGGCGCGUGUGCGCACCAAGGAUGCAGCAAUUGAGAUACUCCAUGGGGCCCAUAAUCACGAGGAGGCCAAAAGACGACGCGAACGCAUCAAGAAACCCAUCGAUUAAAGACACUCAAUAGUAAUUAAAGGUUAUCUUUAUUUUUAGUUGCAAUAAGAAAAUAUAUAUGUUGUAUGUAUAUGAUAAUAAGAAA